GGGGACGGACGGCCCCGUCGGGGCUGCUGCGGAUCUGUGGCUGCCUAUUUUACAUCUGCAAAGUUCCUACUUUAUCUUGGGCAUGCACUGUCCACUUGGGGAGAUCGUAUGUGGCAUUUUGCUGUGUCUGUAUUCCUGGUUGAACUUUAUGGAAACAGCUUGCUCCUGACUGCAGUGUAUGGACUGGUUGUGGCGGGAUCAGUUCUUCUCCUGGGAGCCAUUAUUGGAGACUGGGUGGACAAGAACUCCAGGCUCAAAGUGGCCCAGACAUCCUUGGUAGUACAGAAUGCAUCCGUCAUCCUGUGUGGUAUUAUCCUGAUGAUUAUCUUCUUGUUUAAAACACAGCUUUUGACCUUAUACCAUGGAUGGCUUCUUACGAUGUGCUAUAUCCUGGUUAUCACAAUAGCAAAUAUUGCCAAUUUGGCCAGCACUGCCACAGCGAUCACAAUUCAGAGGGACUGGAUUGUUGUGGUUGCAGGGGAAGACAGAAGCAAACUGGCAGAUAUGAAUGCUACAAUAAGAAGAAUUGACCAGUUGACCAAUAUCUUGGCCCCAAUGGCAGUUGGUCAGAUAAUGACAUUUGGGUCUCCAAUGAUUGGCUGUGGAUUCAUUUCUGGCUGGAACCUGAUGUCAAUGUGUGUGGAAUAUCUGCUGCUCUGGAAGGUUUAUCAGAAGACUCCUACUCUGGCUCUUAAAUCUGCAAAAGUUGAAGAAUCAGAACUGAAACAGCUGAAUGUAAAGAAAGAGAGUGAUGGGAAACCAUCUGAAGGAGUGCAGUUAAUUGUUGAGAAAGAUGUAACUGGCUUUGAGCCCCGGCAAGAGAAGGAAGUCGGCUGUGCUGCCCGGAUUGCUGAACCUUUCAUCACAUUCCGUGAUGGAUGGGUUGCAUACUACAACCAGCCAGUGUUUCUUGCAGGCAUGGGUCUUGCAUUUCUGUAUAUGACUGUUCUGGGCUUUGAUUGUAUUACUACAGGCUAUGCAUACACUCAGGGUUUGAGUGGCUCUGUGCUAAGCCUCCUGAUGGGUGCCUCGGCAGUCACUGGAAUCAUGGGAACAGUAGCUUUCACUUGGCUUCGUCGCAAAUGCGGCCUGGUUCGUACGGGCCUAAUUUCUGGAGUUGCUCAAUUUGCUUGUCUGGUCUUAUGUGUCAUCUCCGUAUUCAUGCCUGGAAGUCCUAUGGAUUUGACUGUUUCCCCAUUUGCUGACAUCAGUGCCAGGCUGUUUGAAACGGAACCAUUACCUACUAUAGCAUCUCCAGAAGGUAACCCUGAAAUGAUUUUUGCAACUGGAAUGCCCAACUUGCUAAACGGGUCUACUACUCCUGCUAACAGUGACCCAGAGAUGAGUCCUGAGCCUGUGCCUUUACUCUCUGUUAGUCUCCUGUUUGCAGGAGUCAUUGCUGCUAGAGUUGGCCUUUGGUCCUUUGAUUUGACUGUCACACAGUUGCUCCAAGAAAAUGUAGUAGAAUCUGAAAGAGGCAUCAUUAACGGUGUCCAGAACUCCAUGAAUUACCUUCUUGAUUUGCUGCACUUCAUCAUGGUCAUCUUGGCCCCAAACCCUGAAGCUUUUGGCUUAUUGGUGCUUAUUUCUGUGUCUUUUGUUGGAAUGGGCCACAUAAUGUACUUCAGAUUUGCUCAGAAAAGUUUGGGUAAACAACUUUUUGUUUGUUGCACUCCAGAUCCCAAAGCAGUCUCUGACAGUUCACCACCUGGUAACACAUCUACUGUUUGAAAGGAUCAACUUUCCUUACUAACUUACUACUCAAAUACAAUG
Chaetura pelagica (chimney swift) is the source of this 1773-nucleotide messenger RNA. It is a transcript of the gene SLC40A1, whose product is annotated as solute carrier family 40 (iron-regulated transporter), member 1. Gene Ontology annotation, biological process: iron ion transmembrane transport. NCBI's taxonomy places the organism in Eukaryota, Metazoa, Chordata, Aves, Apodiformes, Apodidae. The record is from RefSeq and is a predicted model, not a curated record. The annotation marks the transcript as partial. The transcript is spliced from 8 exons. Gene Ontology annotation, molecular function: iron ion transmembrane transporter activity; peptide hormone binding. Gene Ontology annotation, cellular component: basolateral plasma membrane.